Messenger RNA from Cynara cardunculus var. scolymus (artichoke), 1348 nucleotides. RefSeq lists its product as uncharacterized. The record is from RefSeq and is a predicted model, not a curated record. NCBI's taxonomy places the organism in Eukaryota, Viridiplantae, Streptophyta, Magnoliopsida, Asterales, Asteraceae. The transcript has 7 exons. Bases 98 to 1183 code for a protein of 361 amino acids.
CAAAGAAAUUAGGGAAGAACCCUGACAAAAAUCAUGAAAAGGGUUUUAGCAUCAUAGAGUCUGUAUGAACUUGUAAUCUGGAUUCACAAUCAUCAUCAUGUGUGAUUGCACUUCUUCUUUCUCUCCUUACUCUUGCAUCAGAUUUUCGCCAUCUUCAAUUCGUUCAAUCUCCUUUUUGGGGUCAUUUCAUUGGGCCACAAACAAACCCACAAAAUUUUCAUUGAAAAUUAGCCAAAAUUCUUACCCUUCAAGCUCAAGUUCAAGAUCAGAAGAACAUGAAUUUCCCGGUGAAUUGAAGUUUAAAGAGAGAGAACCAACAAAACCCGAGUUCGAAUUGAGUGGGAAUGGCGAUGAAGAGACAGAUUUCCUUCAAGUUGAUGGGAAUUUAAGGGAGAACGAAGCAGAAGAAGAGGAUAUGGUGAAAAUUACAGAGUCAGAAGAUGAUGUCGAUUUGAAAUUGGAGGAAUUGGAUGUUAAUAACAACAAUCAAUCGAAGGUUAUAAGGAAAGGGAAACAAUUGAUGAAAAGGUCGAAUGUAAUUGCAAAGCAAGUGAUAAGCAUCCAAUCUGCUCUUAGUUUGGGUUUCAUUUCACAGCUUUGGGUGGAUACUAACACUUGGAUGGUAGUGAUUGUAGAAGUGAGGCCAAAUCUACUAUCUGGAGAACUAGAAAGGUUCUUUUUGGAGGAUACAAGGCAGGUCGGCGACGUUGUGCUCAUACAGGAUGAGACUGUGAUGGACAACGAGUUUAAAAUGGUUGGACUAGAAACAUUGGUAGGAUAUAGUGUUGUGACACCAGGUCAGCGAGAUAUUGGGAAGGUGCGAGGGUAUACUUUCAAUAUAAACUCUGGUGUAAUAGAAUCUCUAGAGCUCGAUUCAUUUGGAAUAUCCAUCAUCCCAUCAAGUUUGGUAAGCACUUAUGAGUUGCUGGUUGAAGAUGUACUUGAAGUUGUAUCCGAUACAGUUGUGGUGCAUGAAGCUGCAGCCUCACGCAUACAACGGCUAACUAAGGGAUUCUGGGAUGGGCAGAGAGUGGGUUACUCAAUCGACAAUUACUCUGGUCUUGAAGGCCAAUCUGGAUACCGAAAGGGCAGAAGAAGGUCGGGUGUGAGUAGCCAGAAACCCCGGAAACGACCCGUUGAUGACACCGAAGAGGAGUGGGAUCUUCCUAUGGAUUAUCUAUGAAGCUUUCUUCUCUUUUAUUUUUUGGGAUGGUCAAGUUUAUUUUUGUUGUAAAUAGCAGUUGUCAUAGACCACAUACAUGUAUAAGAUAUUUUACCAUGUUCUACAACUGUUCUUAAGAAAUAAAUUGUUUGUAUAUUUAUUGGGAAGAGGCUGGAUCUACGUAUA